This is a messenger RNA of Paramecium primaurelia, 960 nucleotides long. The record is from the annotation of a GenBank genome assembly. NCBI's taxonomy places the organism in Eukaryota, Ciliophora, Oligohymenophorea, Peniculida, Parameciidae.
AUGGGCAAUUAUUGUAAAGAGAUUUGUAAUGAGCCUGAGAUUUAAGUUGUAAGAUUAAAUGAUUUUGAAUGCACGCCCUAAUCAGUGCGUUCUAGAAGGAGCCAAAAUUAGAAAGGCUACUUCACAGAAUGUAAAGAACCAGUCCUUCAUUUAUAUAAUAAUACUUAGAAAGAAAAACGUCCUCCUUAUCGUUACUCCACAGAAGGAGUAUAUGAAGGAGAAUGGGUAGGAAACUAAAGAGAAGGAUUUGGAAUUAUGACUUGGCCAGGUAAUACAUGAUAUUUGACCUAUUUGCAAGAUGGAGCUAAAUAUGAAGGUGAGUGGAAGGAUAAUAGAGCUAAUGGUAAUGGUAAAUUUUGGCAUAUAGAUGGUGAUACUUGUAGGUUUAUUUUGUUUUUAUUAGAUGAAGGAGAAUGGAAGGAUGAUUAGACACAUGGCUAUGGCAUAUAUGUACAUGUUAAUGGAGCUAAGUAUGAAGGAUAUUGGAAGAAUGACUUAUAAGAUGGAUAUGGUAUUGAAACAUGGGCAGAUGGUAGCAAAUAUCAGGGAUCUUAUGUAUUGGGCAAAAAGUAAGGUUAAGGGAAAUAUUAUUGGCCAGAUGGCAGUUAUUAUUAAGGAGAUUGGAAGGAGAACAAUAUAAAUGGUCAUGGUACAUAUUACUGGUAAGAUGGACGUUAGGUAAUUUAAUUAUGUAUAAAAUAGUAUAUUGGUGAAUGGUAAGAUAAUUGUAUGCAUGGUAAAGGAUGUUAUAAAUGGAAGGAUGGUAGAUCAUAUUACGGAGAAUUUGUUUAAGAUAAAAGACAUGGAUUUGGAGUUUAUGAAUGGGAAGAUGGAAGGAAAUAUGAAGGAUUAUGGAAAAAUGGGAAACAGAAUGGUGAAGGAAACUAUUAUGAAUCAAAUAGUAAAAUGAAGAGAGGAUUAUGGGAGGAUGGGAAAAGGAUAAAAUGGUUAGAUGAGUGA